AUGCAGAAUCUAGUACCCUUGACUACUACCCUUGGCACCUCUUCUGCGGAGACUACUACCCGUGGCACCUCUUCUGCAGAGACUACUACCCUUGGCACCACUUCUGCGGAGACUACUACCCUUGGCACCACUUCUGUAGAAUCUACCACUCUGGGAACUACUUCUGCAGAGACUACUACCCUUGGCACCACUUCCGCAGAAACCAGUACCUCUGGCACCACUUCUGUAGAGACUACUACCCUUGGCACUGCCACUUCUGCAGAGACUACUACCCUUGGCACCACUUCCGCAGAAACCAGUACCUCUGGCACCACUUCUACCACUAACCUUGGCACCACUUUUGUAGAAGCUACUGUCCUGGAAACCACAUAUGCAAGACCCACUUCUGCAGAAACUAGUACCCUUGGAACCACUUCUGAAGAGACUACUACCCUUGGCACCACUUCUGCAGAGACUACUACCCUUGGCACCACUUCUGCAGAGACUACUACCCUUGGCACUGCCACUUCUGCAACUACUACCUUUGGCACUGCCACUUCUGCAGAGACUACUACCCUUGGCACUGCCACUUCUGCAGAGACUACUACCCUUGGCACUACUUCUGUAGAAUCUACCACUCUGGGAACUACUUCUGCAGAGACUACUACCUUUGGCACCACUUCCGCAGAAACCAGUACCUCUGGCACCACUUCUGUAGAGACUACUACCUUUGACUCUACUUCUGUUAAACCAAUAUCUAAUGGCACCGCUUCUGCAGAAUCUGCUACCUAUAGCACCAAUUCUGCAGAAACUAGUACCCUUGGCACCACUUCUGCAGGACCAGCAUCUGAAGAAACUAGUACCCUUGGAACCACUUCUGCAGAAAUUAUUACCCAAGGGACAACUUCUGCAGACACUAGUACCCUUGGAACCACCUCUGCAGGACCCACUUCUGUAGAAACUACUACCCUGGAAACCACUUCUGCAGGACCAGCUUCUGAAGAAACUAAAACUACUACCUUUGGCACCACUUCUGCAGAGACGACUACCCUUGGAACAGCUUCUGCAGAAACCAGUACCUCUGGCACCACUUUUGCAACACCCACUACUGCUGAAACUACUACCCUUGGAACAGCUUCUCCAGAAACUACUACCCUUGGCACCACUUCUGCAGAAACCAGUAACCCUGGCACCACUUCUGUUAAACCAAUAUCUCAUGGCACCACUUCUGCAGAAUCUGCUACCCUUGGCACCACUUUUGUAGAAACUACCACCCUGAAAACCACUUCUGCAGAAACCACUAACCUUGGCACCUCUUCUGUAGAAGCUACUGUCCUGGAAACCACAUAUGCAGAACCCACUUCUGCAGAAACUACUACCCUUGGCACCACUUCUGUAGAAUCAACCAAUUUGGGCACCACUUCUGCAGAGAGUACUACCCUUGGCACCCCUUCUGCAGAAACCAGUACCUCUGGCACCGCUUCUGCAGAAUCUGCUACCUAUAGCACCACUUCUGCAGAAACUAGUACCCUUGGCACCACUUCUGCAGGACCCACUUCUGUAGAAACUGCUACCCCAACUACAACCUUGGAAACCACUUCUGCAGUACCGACUGCUGCAGAAACCACUGCCCUUGGCAUCACUUCUGUAGAAACUACUGUCCUUGAAGCCACUUCUGUUGAAUCUACUAUCCUGGAAACCAUACAUGCAGGACCCACUUCUGCUGAAAGUAAUACCCUUGGUUCCACUUCUGCAGAGACUACUACCCUUGGCUCAACUUCUGCAGAGACUACUAGAGUGAGCACAACUUCUGCAGAAUCUACUACCCUUGGCACCAUUUCUGCAGAGACUACUACAGUGAGCACAACUUCUGCAGAAUCUACUACCCUGGGCACCACUGCUGCAGAGACUGCCACCCUGGGCACCACUGCUGCAGAGACUGCCACCCUGGGCACCACUGCUGCAGAGACUGCCACCCUGGGCACCACUGCUGCAGAGACUGCCACCCUGGGCACCACUGCUGCAGAGACUGCCACCCUGGGCACCUCUUCUGCAGCACCCUCUUCUGCAGAAACUACUACGCUUGGAAUUACUACUGUAGAAUCUACAACUCUCGGCACCACUUCUGCAGAAACUAGUACCUUUGAAGCUACUUCUAAAUGA
Sinocyclocheilus grahami is the source of this 2142-nucleotide messenger RNA. Its product is annotated as mucin-5B-like. NCBI's taxonomy places the organism in Eukaryota, Metazoa, Chordata, Actinopteri, Cypriniformes, Cyprinidae. The transcript is spliced from 7 exons. Bases 1 to 2142 code for a protein of 713 amino acids. The record is from RefSeq and is a predicted model, not a curated record.